AUGGAGGAGGGGAAGUGCGUGGGCAGCGCGCCGGAGGCCCCGUGCGUGUGCCCGGAGGGUUCUGUCGCCGUGGCAGCUGCCUCCUUCACAGACCAGCUGCCGAGCGCCUCCACCGUGGCCUCUCCCGCUCGCAGCGAGGGACUGGAGGAGGCCCCCCCCGCCCCCUCCUCGCCUUCCUCGUCCUCCGCUGCCGCCGCUGCCGCCGCCGCUGCCGGUGCUCCCGGCGCAGCAGCAGCAGCAGGCGCUGCUGGGGCUGCUGGCGGGUGCUGGGCGUGCGUGCCGACGCUGUCGGACUUUUGCUGGGAGUACGGCCGGCGGGUGGCGCUGUGGGCGCGUUCGGAGUGCGGGGGCGGGUCGCCGGAGGCGCCGGCCGAGGUGGACAGCAAGCGGGAGCUGGUGCAGCAGUGGCUGCAGCGUCCGGCGCGGCGGCAAGCCGCGGCGGCGGAGGCGGAGCGGGCGUGCCACGUGGAGGGCCAGAACGAGUACAACAUCUGCAAAGGCGCCGCGUGCAGGUUCAAACACCGGCUGCCGACGCGGGCGGACGAGGGCGAGCUGGAGUGGAGCCGCGACGUGUUUGGCCGCGAGCGCCACCGCGAGCACCGCGAGGACAUGGGCGGGGUGGGGAGCUUCGCGGCGGAGUGCAGGACGCUGUUCGUGGGGGGCCUGCGGCUGCCGGCCGGGGCCUCCGCGGGGCUUCGGGAGUUGGAGGAGUUCCUGUGGGGGGCCUUCGCCGUCUGGGGCGACCUCGAGAGCCUCCGCGUGGUCCCCAAGAAGCUCAUCGCCUUCGUCACCUUCGCCUACAGGGUCCAGGCGGAGUUCGCGAAGGUGGCCAUGGCGGACCAGCCCUGCGGGCCCUUCGCGCCGCUCCUCACCGUCAAGUGGGCCCACCAGGAGGCCCCCAAGCGGGGCCCCCUCUUCCAGGACCCCCCCAGAAACCCCAAGCCCCGCAGGGAACUCGGCGCGCCCCCGCCGCGUCCGCACGAGCGCCUCGCCGCCCAGGCCCUCCACAGCUACUGCGCAGCCUGGCAAAACUACUGGGCUGCCGCCGCCCACGUCCAGGUCCAGCACCACCCGCAGCAGCACCAGCACCACCACCAGCACCAGCACCAGCAGCAGCAGCAGGUGCUGCACCAGGACGUGCUGCGCCAGGACGCGCUGCACCAGGACGCGCUGCACCAGGACGCGCUGCACCAGGACGCGCUGCAGCAGCAGCACGAGGUGCGCAAGCGCCAGAGGCAGCUGCAGGGGAGGGAAGCCAGUGAGGGGGAGGCACCUGAAGCACAGUGGCCACAGGAAGACCCCGAAACUGCUAAUGCAAAUGUGGAACGCCUCAUGAAUGUUUUGAGCCGCGUUGAAGGACUUUCCACUGCCGACUUCCUCAGUGCCGGGACGCGGGGUGUACAGACAGCUGAGCCCUGA
Molecule: messenger RNA, 1419 nt
Organism: Eimeria tenella
Lineage: Eukaryota; Apicomplexa; Conoidasida; Eucoccidiorida; Eimeriidae
Product: Genomic scaffold old, msy_sf_16, related
Exons: 2
Coding region: 1-1419 (472 amino acids)
Cellular component (GO): U2-type catalytic step 1 spliceosome; Prp19 complex; U2-type catalytic step 2 spliceosome
Molecular function (GO): U6 snRNA binding; pre-mRNA binding
Source: RefSeq, a predicted model, not a curated record